GUUCUUCGCGGUGCUGUACCCUUUGAAGCUGGCUGUCGCGAGGAGGAGGAGCAAGCAGAUGCUAUACGCCGCCUGGACAGUCGCGCUGGCCUGCAGCUUGCCGCAGAGCAUCGUGUUCCGAGUGCAGCAGCACCCUUACGUGGCGGGGUUCGAGCAGUGCGUGUCGUUCGGCGCCUUCGAGAGCGCCCGGCUCGAGCUGGCGUACAACGUGUUCUGCCUGUGCGCCAUGUACUUCGCGCCGCUGCUCAUCAUCACCGGCUGCUACGUGUGCAUCUUCUGCGAGAUCCGGCGCAGCAGCAACGACCUGCAAGAGAAGUGCGUCCACAACGGACACGCGAGCGUCCGGCUGCGGCGCUCGGACCGACGGACGCUGGCGCGCGCGCGGCGGCGGACGCUGCGGAUGACGGUGAUCAUCGUCACGGUGUUCGCGCUGUGCUGGCUGCCCUACGCCACCAUGGCCAUGUGGUACAUGGUAGACCGCGAGUCGGCGUCGCGCGUGUCUCCGCAGCUCCAGGACCUGUUGUUCGCGAUGGCCGUGUCCAACUCCUGCAUGAACCCGCUGGUGUACGGCUCCUACGCGCUGCGGCUCAGCGGCACCGUGCAGCGGCUGCUGCGGGCCUGCUGCCGCCCCGCCUCCGACACUGCUGGUAACUCAGGCUCGAGCACAACGAAGAACAGGAAGAACACAGGCACCUGUGUGGUGGUCAAGCCAGGCAAGAAUGGGCACAUAAGGCCGCGUCUAGGCGUGCGGUUCGCGGAGACGUCGUUCACGGUCGCCGAGCGCCAGGAGCAGCCGCGCGCGCGCGGGCCCGCCUGACACCCGCCCGCCCGUCUGCACUGCGCGCGCCACGAGCGCGGCCGCGUGCUGCACGAGUACUACAAGACAAAGGCUACGGCUCUGUAGGAUGUGAAGUGUAUGAUAUAAACAGUGGAAUUAAAGAAAAUAUUUCUAAUAAGUGCUGUUACAUUGUGGUCUUUGCUCUGUAGAUCGUUAAGUGUAGGAUAUAAACAGUGGACAAUACUUAACUGUCAUGGUAGAAGAAAGUGUUUCUAAUAAGUGCUGUUAUAUCCCGCCCGUCUGCGCUGCGCGCGCCACAUGUGUAUUACGAGACCAAGGCUACGUCUCUGUAGGAUGUGUAUAAAUGUACGAUAUAAACUGUGAAGUUAAAGAAAGUAUUUUAUUAUAAGUCUGCACUGUACUACGAGUACAAGACUAAGGCUACGGCUAUGUAAGAUGUGAAAUGUACGAUAUAAACAGUGGAAUUAAAGAAAGUAUUUCUAAUAAGUGCUGUUAUUACCCGCCCGUCUGCACUGCGCGCGCCAAGAGCGCGGCCGCGUGCUACACGAGUACUAAAAGACCAAGGCCACUGCUCUGUAGGAUAUAAAGUGUAUGAUAUAUACAGUGUAAUUAAAGAAAGUAUUUCAAAUAAGUGCUGUUAUAACACGUCUGUCUGCACUGUGGUCUUUGCUCUGUAGAUCGUUAAGUGUAUAAAAAGUGGACAAUACCUAACGGCCAUGGUCGCCCGCCCGUCUGCACUGCGCGCGCCACGAGUGCAGCUUCGUACUUGUACAUAGGUUUUCUGUGGUACUGAAUUAGUACUACAGGAGCAAGGCUAUAUCUCUGUAGUACAUGAAGUGUACGAUAUAAACAGUGGAAUUAAAGAAAGUAUUUCAAAUAAGUACUGUUAUAACACGUCCGUCUGCACUGUCUUUGCUCUGUGGAUCGUUAAUUGUAGAAUAUAAACAAUGGACAAUACUAAGCUAAUGGCCGUCCGUUUGCACUGGGCGUGCUGACGGGCGACCAUUAGUUGAAUUAGUACUACAUCAGCAAGACUAUGUUUCCAUAAUACGUGGAAGAUAUAAACAGAGGAAUUAAAGAUAGUAUUUCAGAUAAGUGCUGUUAUAACCCGCCCGUCUGCUCUGUGGUUAAGCCAUUAAGUGUUGGAUAUAAACAAUGGACAAUACCAAGCUGUUGGUCACUCGUUCGUCUGCAUUAUGCGUAGAGCCGUGUAUUACUCGAAGGAUAAAACGUGAACUGUUUAAUCAAUUGAAAUGUUACAAUUUAAGGACCGGAUAUUGCAUUUUUAGAGGACGCAAUUUUAUUUUUGGGACAAGUGUGAGGUCAAUAGAAGCUUAACCUCAUAUUGUGUAUUUCAAUGGACUAGUUUACAUACAAUGUACAUGAAAUAGAGCUAGAUUUAUCAUCGCUGCCCGCCCGUCUGUAGCGUGCCCUAUCGCGGCAUAUCCGCAAGAAACGGACGUUUAAUUCCCGCCCGUCUGUACUGCAGUUGAAGUAUUCUACACAUACUAGAGUAACAAGUACUCUUCUCGACUGAGUAACUCGUCGAUAUGAGUCUCUACCUUGAGAGGUAAAGAUCGAGACUAUUCUAGUACCAUUCAAAAUCGUCAAAAAAUAGCGCGAUAGACGUGAAUUGAAAAUAACUAUGGCCAUUGAAGUAUUAUAAUAUAUAUAGAAAGGACACAUACGUAUUUGCUGAAGUUACCGCCUGGAAAUAUUAGAAAGUUAAAACAUAUUUACAGAAGGUGAAGUUUCUGAAAAUGGCUGGUAUUGUAAAUAGGUUUAUGCCCUGACACCGUUUUAUUGGGCAUAAAAAAUACCUGCAACGAUUUUUCAAUUUUUAAAAUCGUUUAUAUACUUAUGUACAUAUUUAACAAGCUUUGUAAAAAAUGUAAAUAUACAAUUGGUAGAAAUAAACUAAAAGAAGAACUUUUAAAUAAGUGUUAUCAUAAAAUCAAAAAUCUUUAUGUAAUUUUUACAAUUCUAUUUUAUUGUUGUGAUUUUUAGUUUGUGAUACGUACUUAUUGUAUUAAUAAUUUGAUAAUAAUUCUAAUUAUAUUGUAUUUUUAUUAUAUUUAAGCUGUGACCCGAAGUUUCACCCUCGUACAUCCCAUUUCCGUUAAGUUUGUCCUGUUUGACAAGUUCGUCAGCGAAAAAGUCCAGUCCGAAUAAAAAUAUACUGGGUGUCCCGUAACGUAUUAAUAACGCAAAUGCUAUGCAACACCACUUAAUUAUCUAAAACUAGUUUGAAUUUUCAAUAAGUACAAGAAAUAAAUUAAAUUGUGCAUAUUCUAACUUUUAUUUAUUAUUUCUUCAAAAUGUAUUACAAUAUCUGCCUUGCUUACAAUACUCUUCUAAAUACGGUUUGACGUUGAGUGUAAUUGAAAAUUACAAUGAACUUUCGAAUCCUCCAGUAAAUAAAACAGUGUAAACACGGCUUAACAAUUUAUAUUAAGCCACACGAUAUUAAACGCCAGUGCUCUCGGAUUAUAAUUGUGUUUUUGCCGCUUGUGUACACGUAACUUUAUUUAUGACGAAAUAAAUGUUUCCCGCGUGACUUCGUUAUUGUACGCCAUUUGCAAAAUGAGCGACGAAAGGUACCGAGAUUUUCGUAAAAGCAAUUUCCGUUACGUUUCCAUAUAAACGAGACACGCGGCCGCGUAUCAGCCAAAUUUGGCCGAACGGGUGAUGCAGUCACAAUGUAACUUUACACCAAACAUUUAAAGCCACUAUUGAAUUAAUAAGUCAAAAUGUAUUAAACAUAAACACACGUUAUCUGAUUUAUUCAUUCAAUUCGAAUUCGAGAAUGGCCACCGGCCCAUACAACGUCGGCCCAAGGUACCCAGGUAUUCCCACACAGGUUUACCCAGGAACAGUGCCGGCCCGAAGUAAAUUUUAGAAUGGAGCGAGAUCCGAUUAUGACGCCUCUCCUGUUUACUCCAGGCUCCUAAUAAUAAUUAUAUGUGCCAAUUGUGAGUCCAAAGUAAGUAUGGAACGCGAAGAUCUCGACCAAACUCUGCAGUGACCAAUUGAAAAUCAAGCGGAAUACCGUUUACGGUCGACUAGGAUUUUAGAAGUACGUAGAAUAUCGAUAACUUAAUUUUAUUUCUUUUAUUGUUCUUUACCAUUUAGGCGAUCUCUAGGAUUUGGCGCCUGGAGUGUGAGUUAUGGAGGAAAGGAGGAGGAAACUAUUAAAAUUUUAAUAGUUUCUUUAAGAAAAAUACAUUUUUUCAAUCACUCUUCUAGGGCAAAAUGUUCGCCGGUGUACCAAAGCGGCGAAGUAACAUUAAAAUCUGUAUUAUUUUUUUUGUAUUCUUUUUUCUGUUACAUAUAGGCUAAAGGCUAAACAAACAAGAAAAAUAACAAACAAACCAAUCAUAAGUCUUCAAAAAAUAUCGUAAAACGUAAAACUCAGGCUGUAUGGUCAACUAUCUUAGCUGUUUUAAUGUCGAUAUUUCGACCCAGUUGCAUGGAUCGUGGUCACGACGGGACUCUUCCUCUCAGAGUCUUCUUUCUCAGAGUACCGUCGUACAUUAAAAAUCUCGUAUUUUUAUCGUGGUAUGUACCCGUUUAAAUAACAUUCAUAAUGAACAACCACGAAAUAAGUUUAAAAUCAUUAUGUUAGCUUGUCCCAGUUGUGAACAAAUAAAAGAUGAAUUAAGGACAUACAUAAAAAAAAAAAAAAAACAUACAUACAGCCGAACGUAGAACCUCCUCCUUUUUUGAAAUCGGUUAAAAAUGUCGUAAAACGUUGUAGCACAGUAUGUAGCAAACUUUUUUUGAUAAAGUAAUGAUUUCGAUAUAAAAGUAAAAUUAUCUAGAUUAUUUUAGACUAUCUGACGCCGCGCGGUUUCACCCGCGUGGAUCCCGUUCCCCUAGGAAUAUGGGGAUAAUAUAUAACCUAUAGCCUUCCUCGAUAAACGGGCUAUCUAACAGUGAAAGAAUUUUUCAAAUCGGACCAGUAGUUCCUGAGUUCCUGAGAUUAGCGCGUUCAAUCAAUCAAACAAACAAACAAACAAACUCUUCAGCUUUAUUAUAUUAGUAUUAUAUGUAUGUAUAAUAUAUAAUGUUUAAAUGGUUAGGGUAGGCCUGGGCCGGGGUUGGGCAUUCCCUUUUCAUAAAUACAGGUCAAAAAACAAUUGAGAUAAUAAAGCUUAAAGAUAAUAGGUUGGAUAUAUAUUAUCUUAGGAUAGAUAAAUCAAAAUGUUUACCCACUUCAAGAUUAAAAUUCAGAUAAUGAAAAAAAUAUACAGGAUGUCCCUUAAUUAAUUUAUAAAACGCAAAUGGUAGAUAUACCACAUAUUCGUAAUUAUCUAAAACCAAUUUGAAUGGUUUUGAAAAAGUCCCUAUAAAUACUUAAUACCAUUUUGUGUUUUAUCCAUUAAUUACGGGUAUCCAUUAAUGAAGGGUAUUAAUCCCAGUAUAAACCUCCUUUUUAAGUGAGUUACAAACAAACAAGCUUUUUUUAAAAUUUUGUCUUUCUGUUGUCCGGGUUAGAUGUAUACUACAUAAUAACCUAGUAUUUGCAUAGCAACGGGUACUACGCAGGUGAAACUGCGGGGCGUAUGUUAGUUAUUUAUAAAAUAUCUACCUAUGCAACAAUCUCAUACUAUUAGAUAUGUUACAUGCCUACGAAAUCACGGCAAAAAUGCACACAUGCACAAUUUUGUGUUUACUUACAUAAUAUAAUUAUGUAUAAAGGAUGCUGGGGAGUGUUUUCCAUAACUUUGGGGUUAUAUUCUUUACCGAAAAUUAAUCAAAAGUGUUCAAGGAACAUGUGUUCUAAAAUUAAUAUUUUCGGGGUAAAUAAUAUUUCUUUGGUAAAUAGAUCUUAAAAUGAGUUAUACGCAUCGUAAUUAUGUCGCAGCCAAGUCUUACGUAUUUUAAAAUGCCAGGGUAAAUAAAGGGCGCGUAUUACAUGGAUAUUCGAAAUUAUUUGAAUUAUUACUUUGUAUAACAACAUAAAAAAAAAAAAAAUUUAGUAAUAAAAAAUUGGCAGUUCGGCUCCUAUAAGUGUACCUUGAAGUUAUGGGAAAUACUCCCGAGCACCCUGUAUAUUAGUUUUAACUUUUCCUGAACACACAAGUCGACAUUGUAAACAUUAUAACUGUUUUAUUAUUUGUUUAAAGAACUUUCGUUGUUUACAAUGCGAUUGAAUGUAAAUAAGACAAUUAGCAACCAUUGUUCGCCUCAUGUUCGACGCGCUUGUUACAUAGUAUUUAUAAUAUAAAAUUUUUGUGUUUAUCUACCUAUCUAACAGCCUUUGGUGGUUGCAAUUUUACCCAUGUGCACCCUACGCUUAAUCCGUUUAAUUAUGCUUUUUUUUUUUAUUCUUUACAAGUUAGCCCUUGACUACAAUCUCACCUGAUGGUAAGUGAUGAUGCAGUCUAAGAUGGAAGCGGGCUAACUUGUUAGGAGGAGGAUGAAAAUGCACACCCCUUUCGGUUUCUACACGGCAUCGCACCGGAACGCUAAAUCGCUUGGCGGUACGUCUUUGCCGGUAGGGUGGUAACUAGCCACGGCCGAAGCCUCCCACCAGCCAGACCUGGACAAAUUAAGAAAAUCUCAAUCUGCCCAGCCGGGGAUCGAACCUAGGACCUCCGUCUUGCAAAUCCACCGCGCAUACCACUGCGCCACGGAGGCAGUCAAGUUUAUAUGUUUAUCGAUAGUGUAGUGAAUCUGAAAAUGUAUGACAAUUAAUUUUGUAUUAUUAUUUAUGUACAUAAUUGUAUUAAUUAUAAUUUAAUUAAUUACCUUUGUAAGUGGGAUGAUUGUUAUUCAGUGGAUAUUAUAAUGUGGCUUUUAA
This is a messenger RNA of Bicyclus anynana (squinting bush brown), 6605 nucleotides long. It is a transcript of the gene NGR-A29, whose product is annotated as adipokinetic hormone/corazonin-related peptide receptor variant I-like. The annotation marks the transcript as partial. NCBI's taxonomy places the organism in Eukaryota, Metazoa, Arthropoda, Insecta, Lepidoptera, Nymphalidae. Gene Ontology annotation, biological process: G protein-coupled receptor signaling pathway. Gene Ontology annotation, cellular component: membrane. The record is from RefSeq and is a predicted model, not a curated record. Gene Ontology annotation, molecular function: G protein-coupled receptor activity; peptide binding. The transcript is spliced from 6 exons.